ACUGGAGAGAUAACACACCGCAUGCUGACAGCUACGCAGUAUAUUGCUCCACUCAUGGCAAACUUUGAUCCCAGUUUUUCUAAAAACUCCACUGUGCGGUAUCUGGACAAUGGUGACAUAUUUGUGGUGCAGUGGGACAACGUGAGGCUGAAAGAUCGAGAGACUGAAGGAGCUUUCACCUUCCAGACUGUUCUCUGUCAUAACGGGACCAUUGUUUUCAGCUACAAAGACGUUCCUUUGCCUGUGGAGAAAAUCAACUCCACUGAGCAUCCAGUGAAAGUGGGACUCUCUGAUGCCUUUAUGGCUCUUUUGUCUUCUCCACAGUCUCCAGGUGCUAAACGGCAGACUAUUUAUGAGUACCAUCGGGUGGAGAUUGACACAACAAAGAUUGUCAAUAUCUCAGCAUUUGAGUUUACCCCCUUACCAACCUGCCUCCAGCACAAUUCCUGUGAACAAUGUAUCCAGUCCAACCUGACAUCAGGCUGUGGGUGGUGCAAUACUCUACAAAGGUGUUCGACUGGAAUAGACCGAUACAGGCAAGAAUGGCUGGACUACAGUUGCUCUGAGGAGGCAAAAGACACAUGUGACGAUUAUGCACACAGAGGACCAGAGAGUUCAGUCAGCCCUUUUAAUUCAUCAUCGUCAGUGAUGACUCCGUCCCCUGCAGCUCGACCCGCUAAUCCUGUGACCGAAGAUGACACUAAACUUCUCUUUCACCACAAUGGCAAUGGUGAGGAAGCGCCAGAACACACAGCCAUCAUUGCAGGUGUGGUGGCAGCUCUGGUUCUACUAGUGUUCUUGACCCUGUUGGCUGUCUACUACAUUAACACACAUCCAACUGUUGCUCCUCCUUUCUACCUCAUGCAGCGUCGCACCAAUAACUAUUGGCCUUCUGUGAAGUUUCGGAAUCAAGGAUGCCAUUCCAGCUAUGCUGAGGUUGAUCUUGGGGGUUACGAAAAAGAGGGGUUCAUUGAGGCGGAGCAGUGCUGAGCAGGCAGGACUUUAUGUUCAAGGGAUGGACUAAAGAAAAAGUGAUUUUGUUUUUGUUUUUUUUCUUGAAUAAUUUUAGGAUCAUGGACAAACACACAAUGCGAGGCUGUCACUGUUGAAAAAUAUCAUUUGACAGUUUUGUGAGCUUUUCUCUGUCUCUGACUCCCCACAGUUGGCAGUCAAAACCUUUUAUGCUGUUGUUUAUAGUAAAGGGAAUUUUAAGUUCUAAGAGGUACUAAUUGUAACAAAGACCAGCAAAUCUGCUAACGACACUCCGUAAUAAUGGGUAUGUGUUAGCCAAAAUGAUUGCAAGUUAAUGUACAGUGCAACGUAUCUUUAUAGAGUUUUUUUUUAAAGAUAUUUUG
This is a messenger RNA of Sinocyclocheilus grahami, 1355 nucleotides long. RefSeq names its product plexin domain containing 1 (gene plxdc1). The record is from RefSeq and is a predicted model, not a curated record. The coding region runs from base 22 to 990 and encodes 322 amino acids. Lineage: Eukaryota; Metazoa; Chordata; Actinopteri; Cypriniformes; Cyprinidae. The transcript has 10 exons.